Molecule: messenger RNA, 369 nt
Organism: Leptosia nina
Lineage: Eukaryota; Metazoa; Arthropoda; Insecta; Lepidoptera; Pieridae
Source: the annotation of a GenBank genome assembly
AUGGCUGCAGAAAUACAAAAGAAACUGCAAAAAGAGCUCGACGUAUUUAAUAGUCUUCAAAAAGAGUACCACAAGGCUGUAGCGCAAAAGCAGCAAUUAGACGGCCAAUUGAAUGAAAACAAAGCCGUGAAGGAAGAAUUAAUGUUAUUAAAAAAGGAUUCCGAAGUUUACAAGCUCAUAGGACCCGUUUUAGUGAAACAGGAUUUAGAGGACGCUAGACAGAAUGUUGCUAAACGUAUGGAAUAUAUAAGCAAGGAAAUCAAAAGAGCAGACGGUCAUAUUUCGGCAUUAGAAAAUAAACAAGAGGCAAUUCAAGAGAACGUAAACAAGCUUAAAAAUGAUCUUGGCAACCUUAAAAUCGGAGCUUAA